AUGGGUUCCUUCGAUCAAAGCGUGGAUCUUGCGAGCAUCGCUCAGAUCUUUGCUGGAUUUUCCUCGUCGAAUCCAGGCGGAGGAUUUCCAGUCUUGCGGCCACCUCUACCGCCAGGGCCUCCGCCACCGCCUUCUGCUAGUAGUGUCGCUGGUAGUGGCGGUGGUGGUGGUGGUGGUGGUGGUGGUGGAACCGCAGCUGCUAAUUCUUCUUAUGGACAGUGGAAAUGGACGAGACUUAUUGAUCGGCUGGCGGAGUGGCCUUUGCCCGUGGUUGGACCUUCCGCCCGCGCUUUAGCCUUUAAAAUGGAGCCGCAUGGGGAGAAGAUUUUCCUGGAGCGAUGCUUGGGAUGGAGCGAGUCUUUUUCUCGCUUGCUGCUCUUGCUGUUCUUGCUGCUGCCGCAACCAACGAGCAAGGAAUCGUCUCUGGUUCACAGCUACAAGCACGGUUUCAAUGGCUUCUCCGCCUUCUUGACUGCAGCCGAAGCCGACUCCAUUGCAAAGCUUCCUGGCGUGGUUAAGGUUUUCCGUUCCAAAAAACUCAGUCUCCACACAACACGCUCCUGGGAUUUUCUCGACAGCUUUUCUGGUGGUCCGCACAUUCAACUCAACUCUAGCUCCGGAUCGGAUGUCAUUGUGGGAGUCCUGGAUACUGGUGUUUGGCCGGAGUCCAAGAGCUUCGACGACGCUGGGAUGGGACCGGUGCCAAAGAGAUGGAAAGGAGUAUGUGACAAUUCCAAAAUCACCAAUCAUUCACACACGAUCCACUGCAACAAGAAAAUUGUAGGAGCUCGAUCUUAUGGACACUCGGACGUGGGGAGCCGUUAUCAAAACGCUCGGGACGAAGAGGGGCAUGGAACUCACACGGCCUCCACCAUCGCUGGAAGCCUGGUAAAAGACGCCACUUUUUUAACAACUCUUGGAAAAGGAGUUGCUCGAGGGGGCCAUCCAUCCGCAAGGCUUGCGAUCUACAGGGUUUGCACGCCAGAAUGUGAGGGUGACAACAUUCUGGCAGCAUUCGACGACGCAAUUCACGACGGUGUAGAUAUUCUCUCGUUAUCGCUGGGUUUAGGUACCACCGGAUAUGACGGGGAUUCCAUAUCCAUUGGUGCUUUCCAUGCAAUGCAGAAGGGAAUUUUUGUAUCAUGUUCUGCUGGAAAUGGAGGUCCAGGCUUCCAAACCAUCGAGAACUCGGCUCCAUGGAUUUUGACAGUGGGAGCAAGCACUAUCGACAGGAAGUUCUCGGUCGACAUCACACUUGGAAACUCUAAAACCAUUCAGGUCAAGGGAAAGAUUGUCUUGUGCAAUUACAGUCCGGGCGUUGCAUCAUCCUGGGCCAUCCAGCGACAUCUUAAAGAACUUGGUGCCUCUGGAGUAAUUUUGGCGAUUGAAAAUACGACAGAGGCAGUGUCCUUCCUUGAUCUUGCUGGAGCUGCUGUCACUGGGAGCGCCUUGGACGAGAUUAAUGCCUACCUGAAGAACUCGAGGUACACAAGCUUUCAUGCAUUUUUGCCCGAUCUCGUUGCUCCUGGUGUGGACAUACUGGCUGCAUGGAGUCCCGAGCAGCCCAUCAACUAUUAUGGCAAGCCAAUGUACACCGACUUCAACAUAAUCUCUGGAACUUCCAUGGGGUGUCCUCACGCCAGUGCUGCCGCGGCCUUUGUCAAAUCCAGGCACCCGAGUUGGAGUCCAGCAGCCAUCAAGUCGGCUCUCAUGACAACAGCACGCUUCCUGGACAACACAAAGAGCCCAAUCAAAGACCACAAUGGGGAAGAAGCUUCACCAUUUGUGAUGGGAGCCGGACAGAUUGAUCCAGUCGCAGCUCUUAGUCCUGGCCUGGUCUACGACAUAUCUCCGGAUGAGUACACGAAGUUUUUAUGCACGAUGAACUACACAAGGGAUCAGCUGGAGCUCAUGACUGGAAAGAACUUAUCUUGUGCACCCCUGGACUCCUACGUGGAGUUGAACUAUCCAUCCAUCGCGGUUCCCAUCGCUCAGUUUGGCGGGCCAAAUUCCACCAAAGCGGUGGUGAACAGGAAAGUUACCAACGUUGGAGCUGGCAAGUCGGUCUACAACAUUUCAGUAGAAGCUCCGGCGGGAGUGACUGUCGCGGUGUUUCCUCCACAGCUCAGGUUUAAAUCCGUGUUCCAGGUUCUAAGUUUCCAGAUCCAGUUCACAGUUGAUUCAUCCAAGUUCCCACAAACGGUGCUAUGGGGCUAUGGAACACUGACAUGGAAGAGUGAGAAGCACUCGGAGGAGGAGGAGAGACGAGAACUCUAUGCCAACGCCUGA
Messenger RNA from Selaginella moellendorffii, 2289 nucleotides. Its product is annotated as CO(2)-response secreted protease. Gene Ontology annotation, molecular function: serine-type endopeptidase activity. Lineage: Eukaryota; Viridiplantae; Streptophyta; Lycopodiopsida; Selaginellales; Selaginellaceae. The record is from RefSeq and is a predicted model, not a curated record. The transcript has 11 exons. Gene Ontology annotation, biological process: proteolysis. The coding region runs from base 1 to 2289 and encodes 762 amino acids.